Messenger RNA from Juglans regia (Persian walnut), 483 nucleotides. RefSeq lists its product as uncharacterized. NCBI's taxonomy places the organism in Eukaryota, Viridiplantae, Streptophyta, Magnoliopsida, Fagales, Juglandaceae. The transcript has a single exon. The record is from RefSeq and is a predicted model, not a curated record. Bases 1 to 483 code for a protein of 160 amino acids.
AUGACAAACCUUCUCCUUAGGUAUGAUCUCAUGGGAUUCAUUGAUGGAACUCAUUUGUGCCCACCAGCCGAUGAUCUAGAAUAUAAAGCUUGGAUCUAUCAAGAUCGACUACUGCUCAUUGCCAUCCAAAUGGAUGUCACUGGACUAGUAGGGUCGAUUGUGUCUCGGUGUAAAAACGUUCAGGAGGCUUGGCACAAACUCAAAACUACCUACGCCAACAAAUCCAAUACUCGAAUGGUUGGUCUCAUCAACUCUCUCACCAAGGUUAAUCAAGAAGGAAAAAACAUUUCUAAGUUUAUGCAAUCCGUUAAAACUAUUAUUGGUGACCUUGCUAUGAUUGGGCAUGAUUUGAGUGAUGGAGAAAUCGUAGUUUAUACGCUCAAUGGUCUCAUCAAUGGCUACAAAGAGCUUAAAGCUGCCUUACGUGCAAGAGAGUCACUCAUCUUCUUUGAAGAAUUUGUCGAAAAGCUUCUAGACUAUUAA